AUGUUUCGAAUGUUUGAUCCUAUGUAUUAGUCAAUGAACUAGAUCCUAGAGGAAAAUGGUAAUAUCUUAUGGUUGGGAGAUUGCACUGCUGCAUAUGAUAGAAGUUUGUUAGAUGCAAGAGGAAUUAAGACAGUUUUAACAGUAGCUGCAGGAUUAAAUGUUUCUUAUCCUGAAGGUGGAAUAGUACACAAAGUAUAUUAGAUAUAUAUAAAUACAAGGUUUAUCAUAUAUUGGAUAUUGAAUCAGCUAAUAUUGCUAGACUUUUUGGGGAUACUUGUAAUCAAAUUGGAGAAGGUUUAAAACGAGGAGGUGUAUUAGUCCAUUGUGCAGCAGGAGUGUCAAGAUCAGCUUCAGCAGUGAUAGCAUAUAUAAUGAAGACUAAAGGGUUGAGUUUUUAAGAAACAUUCAAUUAUGUAAGAAAGCGAAGAAGUGUAGUAUUUCCAAAUUAUGGAUUUCAAAGAUAAUUAAGAAACUAUGAGAAAGAUCUCAAAACAAUAAAAGUGAAAGAACCUUAAGGAAUAGAGAUGCCAAUAAAAUAGACAUAAAAAAAGCCUUAAGAAAUUGCAAUGGAUAAGCAUGAGUAAUUCAGUAUUUAGUAUUUGGAAUAGAAAGCAAAGCUCCUCUUAAAACCUGUGUCAGGUAAUCCAACAUUUAAUAGUGGUUAUUCAACACCAUAAAAAUAGUUCUAAAAGUAGAGAAUGUUGUAUCAAUCAGCAAAGGUUGGAAGUCAAGAGCCAAAGUAAAGUCCAAUAACAUAGAAUUCUACUAGAGCUAAUUCUUAAAUGAAAAGAAAUAUCUUUGAGCCUUCAUUCAAUUAAACAUAUUAAGGUCCUCAGAUAGUGACUUACUAAAAAAAUAAACUUAUAGAGAAGAUGCCAGAUAUUAAGAAAAAGACAUUUUAUAAAUGA
Paramecium primaurelia is the source of this 908-nucleotide messenger RNA. Lineage: Eukaryota; Ciliophora; Oligohymenophorea; Peniculida; Parameciidae. The record is from the annotation of a GenBank genome assembly.